Messenger RNA from Panonychus citri (citrus red mite), 5102 nucleotides. RefSeq names its product cyclin-dependent kinase 12-like (gene Cdk12). The record is from RefSeq and is a predicted model, not a curated record. NCBI's taxonomy places the organism in Eukaryota, Metazoa, Arthropoda, Arachnida, Trombidiformes, Tetranychidae. The transcript is spliced from 12 exons. Gene Ontology annotation, molecular function: cyclin binding; ATP binding; RNA polymerase II CTD heptapeptide repeat kinase activity. Bases 156 to 3881 code for a protein of 1241 amino acids. Gene Ontology annotation, cellular component: nucleus; cyclin/CDK positive transcription elongation factor complex. Gene Ontology annotation, biological process: transcription elongation by RNA polymerase II; protein phosphorylation; positive regulation of transcription elongation by RNA polymerase II.
UGUUAGACUCCGUUGCCAAGGGAACAAAAAAUAUAAGUGAGAUGAGAAAAUGAGUUAGUUUUUUUUUUCAUUAAAUUUCUGUAAAUUAAUUAAUUAAUCUAUCGUUUAGCUGUUUAAUUAAUUAUUAUCCUUGUUUUCGGUUGUAAAUCAGUAACAUGUCAUCCAAUAGUCUAUAUUCACCAUUAUCCUCUGAUGAUGACUGCGAUAUUGGUCAAGAUUUGGAAUCAAACCGUCACCUUGAACAUGAUUCUUCUGCUGCGAAGAGAAAACAUUCCUCAAAACAUAGACACCAUAAACAUGAGAAAAAGAAACACCGGAAACAUAAACAUCGUCCACAUACUUCUGGUGUUAUGGAUCGUAGUGAUGUUUCAUCAUCUUCUACAAGUAAACAUAGGCGUCAUAAAAAGGAUCGGCACAGGAGCCGUCGUAAUGAGACUGGUGAUGAUAUAGAAGAACCUAAUGACGAUCAAUAUGACCCAAAGCCUAGGAUUCUGAGCUCAAAGCCUCUUGUACCUGAAUAUGACGAUAUCUCGGAUACAGAUGACAUUCAAUCUCAAUCUUUUGAUGACCAAAGAAAUGAUGAUGCCGAAGAAGGUGAAGUAGAAUGUGAAGCUGGUAAAGAAUCAACUAGCUCAGUUAAAGUAUCUAAUAAAAGGGAGGACUAUCCAGACUCACCUUUAUCACGUAUUAGUAGUCAAAGUCCGCCAUUGGGUGAAGAAGAAAUCAGUCAAAUUUCAUCGCCAGUUCUAACUAAAGAGCUGGAAAAAGAAACAACUCUUCCUCAAAGUCCUCGACCAUCAAAAUCUAGGAUAGAAGAAGCCUCACCUUCAGUUAAAUUGAGACCAGAAAAAUCACCUUCUUCUUUCAUAGAUAAGCCUAAAAAAUCAACAGACCAUCUUUCUCCUAUUCAUAUUGGUGAUAUGGAUGAACCAAGAAUAGAAGAUUCUGAAAUAAGGAAAAAGAAAUCAUCCAAAAGACAACUACCUCCGCCUCCACCGCCACCUCUUCUUCGAUCCAGAACACCACCUGAAUUACCUUCAGUUGAUUAUGAUAAAACUGAAAAACGUAAUAAAAAUCAUCGAGAAUCAAAAUCUCGUACACCUCCUCAUAGUGAUGUUAGAAGGAGAAGAUCUCCUAGCCCUCAUUCUAGUAAACCUUCAUGGUCACCUCCACCUCCGCCGCCACCACCUUUACCCUCUUCGUCAACAUCAUUCAGACGAACCUCUUGGAGUAAAAGUCCACCGCCACCUGGUGAUAUUGCCAGUUCUAAACGUCGCCGGGACAGAUCACCAAGUCCACCAAGACAUGUUGACAGUGGUAAUAGAGGUAAAGAUCGUGAUCGUUCAAAGGAAUUCACUGAAAGGGAAAAAUCACCACAUCGAGCUAAAUAUCCGCCAACAUCUUCAUCAUCAACUUCCUCCCGUAAACCAACAUCAUACAAUAGAUCACCAAUCAGGGAUAAAAGAUACUCCGGUAGAGAAAUAUCUCCCACUCCUAGAAGUCGAGAUAAAUCAUCUCCCAACAGAAGAGCUGAUCCUGCUUCAAGGAGUAACAAAAGUCAUUCAAAUAGGUCAUCUAGAGAUCAAGGACGGGGUAGCAAGUAUUCAUCAAAUGGAAGAGGCAGAUCACGGGAAAGAUCACCUCAUGAACGAGUUAAAGAUGUUUCGCCUUACGAAAGAACCAGAGAUCGCUCACCUUUUGAUCAUCCAAGGGACCGUUCACCUUUCGAUAGAUCAAGGGAAAGAUCCCAUGAACGAACCAGAGACAGGUCACCUUAUGAGAAAUCUAAGGACAGAUCUCGCCAUAAAUCUCCCCCUAACUCUAGUUCCAAAAGAAAUCUUUAUGAAAGGGAUCGAUCUGGUUCCCCACUUAGACCAAGAUCACCUGGAUCACCAAGAUACCGACGGACUCCAAUCUCUCCUCGUUCUAGAAGAGCUCCUCUUUCACCUCUUUUAUCUCCACGCGCUGGCCGUACUAUCAGGUCUCCAGGAAGGUCACCACAUUCAUCUAGACCUGGUCGGUCCUCUAAACCUGGAUCAAGGUCACCCUCACCUCGUUCACCUCACCGAAAUCGAGAUAACUAUGAUGAUGUUCGUUCUCGCAAUCAAGGUCUCUCCUUGGAAAAUAGAUAUGCAUCCAGCAGCCUGGGAGCUGAAUUGAUGAAACAAGCUAAAUUUAAGAAUAAGAAACCAAGUGAUUUGACUUCAAUGAAUGAGAUACCACCCAUGCCACCUAUGCCUCCUCAACAGCUUCCAAUUUCAUCUCUACAUACGCAACAACUUUCACACCAACAACCCAUGAAUUCAAACAUGCUUCAUCCUGGAACCAUAAUGUCAGAUCAACAUCAUCCACAUCAUCUUCACCAAUUACAGCAACAAUUACAAUCCCAACAAGUUCAACAACAUAAUGGUUUUGAACAUAUGAGAGCGACAACAUUACCUUCACUACCAUUACCCGUUGUGGGCUCAAAAUUAUCUCAACGAACCAAUCAAACUGGUUCGUCUCAUCACUCAGUAAACUCACGUUUAACUCAAUUACCAUUGCCAGCAGCAUCUGGUGAAUCAAUUGAUCCAGAUGAAGAUGACCAAAAUCGACCAGAUAGAAUACGUAAACGUCCUCGAAUUCUUAAUAAAACAUAUCCACCUUAUCAAGAUCAAAAUCCACGUUGUGUUGACGUUUUCGACAUAAUCUCACAAAUAGGUGAAGGUACUUACGGUCAAGUUUAUAAAGCUCAGGAUAAGAUUAACAAAUCUAUUGUAGCACUGAAGAAAGUGCGUUUAGAAAAUGAAAAGGAAGGAUUCCCAAUUACAGCGGUUCGAGAGAUAAAAAUUUUAAGACAAUUAAACCAUGAAAAUAUUGUCAAUUUAAAAGAGAUCGUUACAGAUAAACAAAAUGUUUUAGAUUUUAGAAAAGAUAAAGGUAAUUGUGCCUUCUAUCUUGUUUUUGAAUAUAUGGAUCAUGAUUUAAUGGGACUAUUGGAAAGUGGUUUAGUUAAUUUUAAUGAAGCCAAUAUUGCUCAUACAAUGAGACAGCUGAUUGAUGGUCUUCACUAUUGUCAUAAAAAUAAUUUUCUUCAUAGAGAUAUCAAAUGUUCAAAUAUUUUGAUGAAUAACAGAGGUCAAAUUAAAUUAGCUGAUUUUGGUUUGGCUCGACUUUUUAGUGCUGAAGAUAAAUUAAGGCCUUAUACAAAUAAAGUGAUAACUCUUUGGUAUCGACCUCCUGAACUGUUGUUAGGUGAAGAAAGAUAUGGACCAGCCAUUGAUGUUUGGAGUUGUGGCUGUAUUUUAGGUGAACUUUUUACUAAAAGACCAAUUUUUCAAGCUAGUAAUGAACAAGUUCAACUAGAAAGCAUAUCUAGAUUGUGUGGUACACCAACUACUCAAUCAUGGCCUUCUGUUAUUUACCUUCCAUUGUGGAAUACUUAUAAGCCUAAGAAACAGUACAAACGUAGAUUAAGAGAAGAAUUCAAUUUUGUACCAAAAGGAGCUUUAGAAUUGUUAGAUGCUAUGCUUUGCCUUGAUCCAGCUAAAAGGAUAACCGCUGAAGAAGCUUUAAAAUCCGAAUGGUUACACGCCAGUUCGAUGUCUCCACCAUCUUUACCACAACAUCAAGAUUGCCAUGAAAUGUGGUCCAAACAAAGACGUCGAAAGCAACACCAACAGAUGCAACAACAGGCAUCCCAAUCAUCAUCAAUUCCUCACCAGCAAUCAUCUCAAUCUUCUCAAUCGCAUGCACCAUCAACCGCCCAAUCUUCAUCCUCUCAACAAGCCUCAUCAUCUUCAGCAGCAGCAACAACAACAACAACAACAACAUCAGCAGCAGUAUCAACAACAACGACAAGCCAACAACCAUUACAGCCUCAGGCCCAGUCAACAAACUGAGGAUGUAACCAAUAACACAAAAGAGAUUUAUUCAUAUUUUGUUGAUAUAAAAUUUAGACAAAUAUUACAUUUAAAAGUCCAAAGUUUUGUCUAUCACUGGAAUUAACUUCAUCUAAAAGUUAAUCAACAACAUCGAAGACAAUACAAAACAUACAAAAGGUGUUCAUCAAAUAUUCAAAUUCUGACACAACUUCAACGUAUAAAAAGAAACAUGAAAAUGUUUUUUAUUUGGCUGGUUAUUCAACGGCAAACGCUGUAAACAAACACACAAAAAGAUUACACUCAUUUACAGAGUAUUUAAAUGAUGAUUAUUGAUGAUGAUCAUGAGUUAACACAGUGAAAAUAUUUUUUGAUUAACAACAAUUCUCUUAAUUAGAUAAUUGAAAAGACUCAAAUCCAAGUAAGCUUCCAAUUUCGGCGCCUUCGGUUUCACAUUUGCGUUAAUUUUUUUGUUACCAAUCAAAACAAAAAGAUUAUUAAGAAAAAAACAAUCAAAUCCCAAUCAACAUUUGAUUUGCUUUAAAGUCAACAGAAGUCCAGCUCCGGUUCCAUUGGAAUCACUGUGAAAUUUGAUCAACAAUUCAUUGUCUUUAAACUCAUAGGUUCCUAAAGAGAAAGAGUUGAAAGAAAAAGCAAAAAAAAUUAGAUUUUAUAUUAAUCAUGAUGAUGAUUUAAUUGAUUAUUUUGUUUCCAUAAAUAAUAUAAAAAGAAAAACUUUCUUAACAAAAUGCAACCUUUUUCCUCCUUUAGCUUCACCGUUAAUGCCAACAACAAUCAACCAACAAUUAACCGUUUUGUUUAUGUUUUCCCAUCAUCAUCAUCAUCAUCAUCAACUAAUGAUCUUUAUUAUAUAUUUGUUUGUAUAUAAAAAAAUACUAAUCAAAUUCAAUUGAUGAUGAUGUUUACGGAGCUUAACAACCAAUUUGGUUAAUUGAAUAACCUCUUUAAAUUUGAUUGCAACUGAUUAGCGAUCUUCAAUUCUCAUUAUGGUCCAACGUGUUUGCUAUCAAAACAUUUCACUCAUCACAACUUUGGACUAUUUUCUUUCUUUUCUUUAUUCUCUCUCUCUCUCUCUAUUUUCUUCGAAUUGUUGACACUUUCUUCAUCCUCGGAUUAACUUGCUCCUUAAUUAGUUGAUUACACACACAAACAAUUAACUUAAUUCACUGAAACAAAACACCCUCAAAUCGAUCUAUCGAAAUAAAUUACCAUCAACUGUAA